Exophiala oligosperma is the source of this 3484-nucleotide messenger RNA. RefSeq lists its product as uncharacterized. The transcript is spliced from 3 exons. The record is from RefSeq and is a predicted model, not a curated record. The coding region runs from base 656 to 2875 and encodes 739 amino acids. Lineage: Eukaryota; Fungi; Ascomycota; Eurotiomycetes; Chaetothyriales; Herpotrichiellaceae.
CAGAACAAAGACUACUACUCUCCACCAGUAUGCCUUGUGUACCCAAUGGUAAGGAAGAUCAAAUGCAGAUAUCUCUUCCUCUCAACCCAUGGUUGUCAAUUUAUUGUCUAUCAACUUCCAACAACUGUAUAUCACUCCCCAUUCCUACCUAUAUUUGGCACAUCUUCAAGGUCACAACUCAAUCAACUCCUUUUGAACGAUACAUUCCGUCGUGCCCCAUCAUUCGUCGUAUUCACUUUCUCAGCAUCUAGACAUAAGAGUCGGCUCGCGACCAUUGUCAGCACUUGGAGUUUCGGUCACGGCUGGCUUCAAAUCCCACAGAUCGGAAAAGGGCAUGACCUGCAACCUCAGAUUCAGCAAAAGCACGGUUGAUUGGUCACCAGUCACUUAAAACUCGCCCUCCUUCGAAUAUAUGUCAUUGAGUUGAAACGUUUCGUGCGCCACAAUAAACCUCAAUCUGUCGAGGCCCCCGCCUACCACGGGCCAUAUCAAGUCUGCAAACCCCAGGUGUUCGUAACUCCGCACAGGUCCUGUUGCAACAGCAGCAGACACCUCGGCUGUGGGUAUCAAGACUGGACCAGCUUGAAUGAGGCUCGACAGCAUCGGCCCUAGGACUUGUGAUAUUGCGCCUAGACGAAAGGUAACAGCCGUCUAAAUGGGCCGCUUUCAAUGGAUUCAAGGACAUACGAAACACGGCGGUGACAAGUUGCACGCCGUUGCACAUGAUUUGUUCUCCAAGGACAACGUCGAGCCGUCACGACAAGCAUUGACAGAUAUGAUGAAAGAACAUAGCGGCGUUGAAACGGGCCCCAGCGAUGGCUUCCCAAGACACCAUGGAAGAUCACGGACCAACACGGUGACUUCUGCCGGUUCUCAAUAUACUCGAUCGAUCUCCGAUGGCUCUAAUCAUGAGUACACCUCUCGACCCUCGUCAAGACAGAGUUAUGCCGAAGGCAACCUGCCACUGUCAGAUCGUUAUGAGAACAAUGCCAAAGGGUUACUGUCUCGGGGCACUCGUAUAUUGAAACGACAGGGAAGCAAGCUCAAUUUACUAUCCUCGCCAGUGGAAGAAAAGUCACCGGAACGCGGCGGGGGAAGGAUGGGAGAUGGGUCUCCAGUCAAGUCGCUGCAACGACAACUUACCAACGGCUCAAAGCGUACUGGGUUGAAACGUAGCAUCUCCGGUCCCUUCGCUUUCCAACACCUAAGCCAUGGCGACCAAGCCCAAUUUCAGAACAUCGAUACUGUUGCUAGGUCAGACCUGACUUCCGAGUACCAAGCUAUUCAAGCAGACCAGCAGCCCGAAGACCAUGUCCGCGGAAUACCUAUCACGGAAUUACCGACGAACAAAGUCGAACUAUCCGUUCAGCCUGGUUCUGAUGAACCAACCUCACCGACUACCGCUGCUAUUCCGUAUCUCCCUACCACACCCCCUCGACCAGAGCCUCCGCCAAAGGAGAAUCUCUUGUUGCCUUAUAGUCCCUCCGACGUUCGAAUGUCACGGUCGAUGGAGAAUUUCUCCCGCCCUACCAGAUUGUCCGUCACAUCGAGUGAUGCAUCUCCGACCUCUCAGCUGUCCCAAAGAUUGUCAGCUCUGAGCCCCGUUAACCGUCAAAGCCUGCUCGGAAAGCCUCUUCCCAUCCUGCCAGACGUCGUCCAUGCUGUGUCUACGAGAGAUGACAUCGCUCUGCCACUCCGCACUGCGCCUCUCCCGAGCCCUCCAACAACGAGGAUGGAGAUCGUCUUGGAGGAGGAUAAGGUGGAGCUGCCGGAGAUCCCGACAAGCCUGUCUUGCAACGAUUUGUCUACUAUAGCAGCACGAUACAAGAGGCGCAGUCAAUCGUCAGGCGAGCUACAACUGCAAGCCGCAUAUUACAAUAUGACAUCGACAAUGACAAAUGUGGAGGCAGCUCUAGAUGAACCCGUGGAGCAUCUCAACGAUCAACCAUCGACAGCCAAAGUGGACCUCACGACUGAUCCUGUUGAGCUUCAGGAUUGGGAGGAUGCCAUCGACUACUCCUGGGAUGUCGCCUCUGAUGAGGAUAAGAGUGACUCAGAUGCAACUCUAGAGAAGCCCCAGGAGCGAAGCAUCCCGCAAGAGAACUAUCUGGUCGUCGAACAAUCUGCAACUGAUGAGGCUUGCUCAUCUGCCUCUACUCCUCUCAUGAUGCAGCUGCCAAGGACGACAUAUCGACCUGAGGGACCGGCUCAGGGAAAGGGUCGGUCAUCGGAUGAGGAAGAAGAACCAGGCUCACCUCUACUGGGACUUGGCCUUGGUUCUCUCCAACCAGUCUUGAAUGUCUCGAUUGAACAGGCGGAAUCUACCGCCAUUCCACAACAUUGUGAAUCUCAAAAUCCACCUCGAGUUGAACGGCCUCACAUCCUACCAAGCCCUUUCUCUUCCAUCAGCAAAUCAAGCUCCCAAGAGAGCAUUAUUUUUUCGAUAGCAUCUUCAAUUGCCGGAACACAGAGGUCAUCUCAUUCCAGCACCUCUCUAUCUGAUUUCGCUCAUUUGGCGAAUUUUGGCGAGUCAAAAGAAAGCCUCAGACUCGACCUACAAGAUGUCACCAGUUACGCUGAACAUCACAACCGGGAAGGAAGCCAGGAGACCAUACGUGAGGAUGAUGAAGGUGAACAAACUAGAGCCAGUGACGCAAGAUGCGGCUUGCCUAACACCCCGACCACUUCAUCAGUCCUCAGACACGAUCGUGGCGCAUCAGCACCUUCCAUUCCAAUUCCUGAGAGAAAGUCCUCAAUGCCCACCGGCGAUUCGCCAAAGACGAACUCACGCAGACGGGCUGGUACAACCAAUUCUCGACCUCGGCGCAACACCCGUGUGUCUUAUUCUCUUUUUCCUACAACUCCUACACCAUAAGUCAUUUGCCGAGCCAAAUGGCUCUGUACUAUUCAACAGGAGCACGUAUCUCACGCGGCUGGACACCUCCUGUUUUUCUUCUUCUAUCACUUUUGGCUUCACGAUUAAUGAAUAUGGUUUGUGGAUUUACUCUUUGACAUUAUGUCUUAUGAUUCAUUAUGAUAUCCGUUUUGUUUAAGGACGAAUUUACUACUUGGGGGCUUGGUGAGGAUUGUUGGAAUCAGGCAGGGGCUCGGAGGACAAAAAGGCUGGGGAUUUCUCAAAAAGUUAUGAUUCUCUUUUUCAGUCUGGGUUCGGAGUGAGCGUAUUUGUGAUUCUGGCUCGCACCUUUUCGCUGCUAUCGGACUGGUGGCCUCGAAAUUCAGGAAUUAUCACCCAAAAGGGUGAAGUCGCGGUGUUUUGGAGAAAAAUGCUCAACGAGCGGUGUGAUGGACUCGGGUGGAUGCAACUUUUGGUAGCGUGCAUGGAUCGGCUCACACGAUGCCUUCUUCAAUACAAGGGGAUAUAGUCCGUAUGCAGACUCAGUGAGCCCUUGUGGUACUUAGUGCAAGUACCUCUUCAGUCGAGGUCGACUGCUUGCUAUAGCACAUAAAAUCAUUGAAAAUCAUU